Messenger RNA from Diachasmimorpha longicaudata, 2137 nucleotides. It is a transcript of the gene Ent1, whose product is annotated as equilibrative nucleoside transporter 2. Gene Ontology annotation, biological process: nucleoside transmembrane transport. The coding region runs from base 265 to 1710 and encodes 481 amino acids. NCBI's taxonomy places the organism in Eukaryota, Metazoa, Arthropoda, Insecta, Hymenoptera, Braconidae. The transcript has 11 exons. Gene Ontology annotation, molecular function: nucleoside transmembrane transporter activity. Gene Ontology annotation, cellular component: plasma membrane. The record is from RefSeq and is a predicted model, not a curated record.
GUUAUAGUGGGGGUAAUUGUCAGGGAUAAUUGCCUCACUUGGUGUACAUGGGAGCAUGCGUUUACUGGAGAGAAGUGUGAGUAAUUGGACGGAAAUAAACAAUGGAUUUGCCAGCUGUUGAAUUGUGUCACGAACGUUCUCCCAUUUGUUGGAUCUGACCAGGGAUUAGUGAAGAGGAUAGCUGGGGGAAUCAUCAGGAGGAUAUGCCACGAGGACGACAGCCAGUAAUCCGACGAAAGUUGUGACGAAACAUUGUCUGCUGAGAUGUUUGGAGAACGCAGACGACUCGGGAGAAAAAGGAUGGCGUACUCCAUUAACAGAAGACCAUUGCUGGGGGGGAGUGACAGUGAAUUUGAGGAUGACAUCGAAACGGAAAUGGAUGAUGCUAGUGUUUCUGUACCAGAUCAAAACCAUUUGCUGCCUCUCCCUAGGGACAGAUACAACUUGGCUUACAUUGUUUUCUACUUAUUGGGAAUAAAUACUCUCAUACCCUGGGCCUUUUUUAUCACUGCCGACGAGUACUGGAUGUACAAAUUCAGGGCAAUUCACCCCAACAACACUGGCCUCCACAACUACACGCACACCGAAAUUCUAGAGAAGAGGACAGAUCUUCAAGCGAGUUUUACAUCCUACCUGAACAUCGCCAGUGCUAUCCCAAGCACUUUAUUUUUAAUACUGAAUACAUUUCUUAGUAAAAUAUUAUCACAGCAAGUGAGGAUGAUAGGGACUCAAUUGCUCAUUCUCCUGCUGUUCAUAAUGACAACUGCAUUUGUUAAAAUUAACACGGACGAAUGGCAGAAUACAUUUUUAAUUAUCGUGCUGACAUCAUUUGCCAUUGUUAACGCCUUGAGUGCCAUUUUUGGAGGAAGUUUAAUGGGAAUCGUAGGACGUUUUAAUCCAAAAUACAUAACAGCAAUGUCGAGUGGUCAGGCUUUGGGUGGAAUAUUUACAGCUUUGACGGAGAUAUUGUCCCUCUGGAUUGGAGCUAGUCCAGUUGUCUCUGGCCUCGUUUAUUUCAUCAUUGGAGAUAUUGUCCUUUUAUGCUCUCUGAUCGCAUACAUUUUUCUCGAACGAGAGGAAUAUUUCUUGCAUCAUAUGAUGCAGAAACCGAGGCCACCAGAGUCCAAUUUCUCAGUGAAUGCUGAAGUUAGUUUUGUCGAGGGACCAAAAACUAAUUAUGUCAAUAUAUUGAAGAGAAUAUGGCCUUAUGCUCUCGGCAUUUUUCUCACAUUCUUCGUUACUAUGUCUGUUUACCCUGCUAUUACCGUCCUCGUGGAGAGCAAGAACAAGGGGAAGGGUUAUGCCUGGAAUGAUAUCUACUUCGUACCUGUUAUCACAUAUCUCACAUUCAGUUGUGGGGAUUACAUCGGUCGUAUACUCGCCGGAAUUUUCCUCUGGCCGAAAGGUAAACCGUGGCUCAUCGUAAUAUUCGCCCUAAUUCGAGCGAUAUUCGUGCCAGCAUUGAUGUUCUGCAACGCCCAGCCUCGUCAUCAUCUCCCAGUGUACAUAACUGAUGAUGUUUACUACAUGCUCUUGACUAUUAUCUUCGCCAUUGGCAAUGGCUAUCUCUGCAAUAUUGCGUUCAUCCUGGUCCCGACGGUUGUUGAUUCCCAUGACAAGGAAAUAGCCUCAGCAAUGAUGGGUGCGUUUCUCGGGCUAGGAAUUUCCAUUGGAUCUGCCCUUAGUCUAGUGUUAGUAAAAUCUCUCUGAUCAGUUCAAGUUCUAGACAAUUAAAUUUAAAAAUCUUUUCUUACUCUCCAGUCAAUUAAUUUUUUUUAAUGAAUCGAUUCAAAACAUGGGCUAUUGUAAUGUGAUAUAUGACAUUCCUCAACGAACGCAAUAUGUGAGUUGUGUUUAUUUUUCAAUUCGUGUUAAUUGUUUUAAUCGUAAAGAAAUUCAUCAGUUUCGUGAGCCCCAUUUUGACCUCUAUCGAAACAGUUCAUCUUUCAUGUUCCGGUGGAAAUUUAUCUAAGGAGGGGUUCAUCGGAGAAUUUUUUAAGAGAAAACAGGUAUUUGAAAAAGUGAUUCUAGUCUAUUUUGGGUGUACAUAAUUUGAAAUACGUAUUUGGACUAAUUAUUAGAGAUCUAAGUUUGAUUAAUUAUAGGAGAAUAAAUGCAUUGAUCAUCGUGAUGAUAA